AUGUCUGGAACGCCGACAAUGACGAGCUCCAUACCCAUGGGGACCGACUCUGCCGCUGGCAGUGCAGGUUCCAACACUAUGAUGAUGAAGAUGGCGACCAUGAUGAUCUUCAGCAAUGACAAUAUGCCCGUGUCCAUCUUCUCUUCAGCCUUUACUCCCCAGACCGAAGCCCAGUAUGUUGGCGCUUGGUUGUUUGCUUUCAUACUGGCCGUCAUCUGGCGUGGACUCGUGUUUGCUCAGCUCAAAUUAGACCAGCACUUCAUCAGAAAAUAUGCCGGGUGCAACAUCAUUGUCAAGCAGGGCGAUGUCGGCUUGUCUCCCACGAGAGCUCUGCAAUCAUGGCGAUUGUCAACGAAUCUACCUCGGGCCGCUCUUGGAUUUGUCACUCAAGGCAUUGCUUAUCUCUUGAUGAUCAUUGUCAUGAUACUCAAUGUUGGCCUGUUCUUCGCCGUCAUCGUCGGCUUCUUCGUUGGUGAGCUGAUGUUUGGUCGCAUUGGUAGCCAUUCAGGUUAUGACAGUUCCGGCUGUACCUGA
Exophiala spinifera is the source of this 534-nucleotide messenger RNA. RefSeq lists its product as uncharacterized. The record is from RefSeq and is a predicted model, not a curated record. Lineage: Eukaryota; Fungi; Ascomycota; Eurotiomycetes; Chaetothyriales; Herpotrichiellaceae. The coding region runs from base 1 to 534 and encodes 177 amino acids. Gene Ontology annotation, biological process: intracellular copper ion homeostasis; copper ion transmembrane transport. Gene Ontology annotation, cellular component: plasma membrane. Gene Ontology annotation, molecular function: copper ion transmembrane transporter activity. The transcript is spliced from 2 exons.